Cricetulus griseus (Chinese hamster) is the source of this 855-nucleotide messenger RNA. Lineage: Eukaryota; Metazoa; Chordata; Mammalia; Rodentia; Cricetidae. The record is from RefSeq and is a predicted model, not a curated record.
AUGAUCAAACAGGAGACUGUUUCUGCUGUUACUGUCCCAGGUAAUGGCCAUGUCAUCCAGCCUACACAUGCUGUGGCCUCUGGAAGCCAAGAGAAGCCUUUGGAAAUGGCCACUUACCAGGCAUCAGCAACUGUGCACCAGUACAAUACAGGGAAUACGAACUUACAGGGCCCACACAUUGUGAUCCAGAAUCCAGCUAGAAUGACAGGCCUGCAGGUCCAACCCACUGUGCUACAGUAUCCAGUGAGAAUGGCUGGUGUGCAGCCUCCACCAGGAGUGAUCCAGUACUCACCAGAAAUAACAAGUGUCCAGGUCCUACCUGGAGACCCUCAGAAUCCCCUGAACACUGUCCCGGGGCCAACACAGACCUCAAGCAAUCCCCAGUGGAAUAUGUCCUUUAUAUCCUUUCCUGAAUUUGAUCCCAAGAAAUUCAUAAAUGAAGAGGUCAGAACAUUGGGGGGCAUCCAGAUCCUCAUUGGCAUGUUUUAUAUCGUCUCUGCAGUCAACCCUCAACUAUACUGGAACCUUCCUCUGGUGGGGAUAUCAGGGCACCUGGUCUGGGGAGGAUUGUCUUUUAUCAUCUCUGGGUCCCUCUCAAUUUCGGCUGAAAAGUCUGCCAGCAGUUGCAUGGUGAACGCCAGCAUCGGCAUGAAUAUCGUCAGUUCCAUCUUCUCCCUUGUUGGUAUCAUCCUUAUCAUUAUAGAUCUGGUUAUUUUCAACUCUAAUUUUUCUUCGCUGACGGGUUGUUUGAAGGCAAUCAUUGGGGGUCUCCUCCCCUUUGCCCUGCUGGAAUUCAUCAUCACCUGUGUGGUCUCACAUUUUGGGUGCCAGGCUACCUGCUGGACCCAUUUUGAG